This is a messenger RNA of Enterobius vermicularis (human pinworm), 1030 nucleotides long. The record is from the annotation of a GenBank genome assembly. Lineage: Eukaryota; Metazoa; Nematoda; Chromadorea; Rhabditida; Oxyuridae.
UUAUAAUUAACAUUCAGAAAAUAUUCUCAUUUUUUUUUCUUCCUUUUUAAGACAUGACAAGGAAAAGUAUCGCCGAGGCACCGGAGUUGCUUUAUGGACGUUGGCAGCGUCUGAUCUCUGCGCUAUUACUCUUACAGCGAUACAGAAUCUCUUGUUUGUAACUCCGAUAACGUAUUACGGUGAUUCACGUCUCUGGCAUAUUUUUUGCAAGGCAAUGUUAUUUAGCACUCAUGCAUCUACGGGUAUAUCAAUCUGGUCUUGGUUACUUUUAUCAACUUUACGGUACCUUGCUGUACGGCAUCCGCUGUAUCACUUAAGAUUAUGGCGUAUGCCGUAUAGUGUUAUAGCUUUUGUUAUUUGUACAUCAGUUGGUGUCAACGGGUUUUUGUUAUUUACAAUUGUUGCAACGUUUACACGAGCACCAGCAGGUGGCACCUAUGUUGAAUGUAUGGAAGCACCAGUGAUUUCUCAAACCCUUAUAUUGUCUUUUCACGCACUCGAAAUUCUUUGGUCUUUUUGUUUACCGUUUGCUAUGAUUGUUUUUAUGGAUGCCUCUGUGGUCUUAAAAGGAGUAACUUCGCCUAAUCUGAUAUCCAACUUUAAGAGAAGAAAUCGAGCUUUACGAACUGUUAUUAUCAAUAUUAAAAGUGCUUCUAUUCAAAAACAUCACGCUCACGCUUUACGAAGUUGGCUUACGAUUGCAGUGAUAUGUAUAUUGCUGAAUACUCCGCAAAACUUUAUAAACUGUAUGAGAUUGUUACAAGCAUCUGUAUUUGAAACGUCGCUGUUGAACUACAUUGAAAUAACCUACAAUCCAUUCUUUCGUGCUUUUGAAAUUGUCGCUCAAGCUUUCUACUUCGGGCAAUUCGGAUUCAAUGCUGUUUACUUAGUGUUAUUUGUUUUUGACAAAUUAAUCAAGCCAAGAAGCGCGAAUAAAGAGCAGAUCUCAACAAACACUUCCCGAGCAAGUAAGUAUUUACAAAAUUAUAAACUUAAUCGUAAUAAAGAUGAAAAUGUCGGCUUACGCUAG